Molecule: messenger RNA, 1584 nt
Organism: Abrus precatorius (Indian licorice)
Lineage: Eukaryota; Viridiplantae; Streptophyta; Magnoliopsida; Fabales; Fabaceae
Product: zinc finger protein GAI-ASSOCIATED FACTOR 1-like
Exons: 5
Coding region: 1-1584 (527 amino acids)
Cellular component (GO): nucleus
Molecular function (GO): DNA-binding transcription factor activity
Source: RefSeq, a predicted model, not a curated record
AUGUCAAAUAUUUCAGGUGAUGAAGGAAGUUUCUCCUCAGGACACAAUGGAGAAGAGGUUCAUCAAGAAAGCCAGCAGCCACAGCUACAAAAGCACCUUCAUGACUCAAGUUCAGGACCAUCCAGUGCUAGCAAUAGCAAUGGCUCCAUUAAUGAACAACAAACCAAGAAGAAAAGAAACCUUCCUGGAACACCAGGCAAAUACUCAAAUACCCUUCACUUCAAUUUUUAUCCUAAUGCUGAAGUUGUUGCUUUAUCACCAACCACAUUGAUGGCAACAAAUAGAUUCGUCUGUGAGAUUUGCAGCAAAGGUUUUCAAAGGGACCAAAACCUUCAGUUGCACCGCAGAGGUCACAAUCUUCCAUGGAAACUAAGGCAAAGAACAAGCACUGAGGUGAAGAAACGGGUCUAUGUGUGUCCUGAGCCAUCAUGUGUCCAUCAUAACCCAGCUCGUGCAUUAGGAGACCUCACUGGCAUAAAAAAACAUUAUAGCCGCAAACAUGGUGAGAAAAAAUGGAAGUGUGACAAGUGCUCUAAAAGAUAUGCAGUCCAAUCUGAUUGGAAGGCCCACCAGAAAACAUGUGGUACUAGGGAAUACAAAUGUGAUUGUGGAACCAUAUUUUCCAGGAGAGAUAGUUUUAUCACCCACAGAGCUUUCUGUGACGCAUUAACUGAAGAAAACAAUAGAGUGAACCAGGGAUUAACAAGUGGCAUGCCACCAAACUUGCAAAAUCAAAUGCCGGAUCUUAUGUCUACCAUGCCUCUAAACACUUGUUCCAAUACAGCAUCCGAAUUGAGGGACUAUGACCCUAAGAACCCUCUAAAAUCACUUCCCCAAGAACUUGUCCCAAUACCAUUCAAGGGUGGAGGCAUGUUCUCCACCAAUGCAGGUCCACUUUUUGGUGCCCCAAAAAGCAUGUCUCCCUCUUCUUCCACCCUUCAGCUUAGUUCCAAUACCUCAUCAUCAACCUUCAAUUACUUGCAAGACAACAAAAACGGAGCACUAGUUUCUGCCUCAGCUCAGAUGUCAGCAACAGCUUUAUUACAAAAAGCAGCACAAAUGGGCUAUGUUAGUAGCAUGGCCGGUCCUGAUCAAGUUUCUUCCGCUAGACCACAAUUUUCUGCUCCUAUUCUUCAGCAUAACCCUUCAUUUGAUCACUUCCCUUCUCAGCCUGAUUUGUCUAACAUUGCUGGGGUGAGUGGUGGAGGAGCAUUCACCAACCAAUUGUUUCAUAAAGGACAAGAAGAAAUUUCACAACUUUUUGAUACUAACACUACUGGGUCUACAAUCAAUGAUGUAGGAAUGUUUAACCAAAUGUCAAUGGGAAGUGGGCACAACCAAGGGUUGAUGAAUAAUGUGGAACAAGAGAGUUGUAAUGGUUCGAGCUUGAUCCGUGGAAGAGAUGGAACUAAAGGUAACCCAAUGCAGGCAUCAAGGUUUGGAGGGAAUGACAUGACAACGGUUCAUGAUUUCUUGGGCAUUGGAGGGUCAACUUCAAGAGCUAGGUCAGAAAUUAUGAACCACUUUCAUCACCAUCUUCCACAUGAGGAUUCAGCUAUGGAGGAACCCAUUUGGGAUGUUUGA